AGUGUUCACCAGAAUAUCACGCAAACGAACAAUUGACUUGUACUCAAAGCCGUGAAACAUCAUUAAAAAAAAUUAGGAGAUCUGUGGGCUGGGCUGUGCUGUCAAAAAGCUGUCAAAUUCGUCAAAAUUUGAUUCACAAAAAAUCCGAGCAGUGGGUUUUUUUACCGAAAAUUUACAUUUUACAGAAAUGUAAAGAAAGAAACAAGCAUCGAUUCAAACAUUCCACUUUGAGUAUUAUUACUGUGCUGUAAAAGUUGCAAGAACAACUUCUAAAAAUGAUGCAAUUCAUGUUAUUAUUCAGCCGACAAGGCAAGCUCCGUCUUCAGAAAUGGUACGUGGCUCAUCCAGACAAGUUAAAAAAGAAGAUAACUCGCGAGCUGAUCACCACAGUCCUUGCGCGCAAGCCUAAGAUGUGCUCCUUUCUUGAGUGGAAAGAUGUGAAAGUUGUUUACAAAAGAUACGCCUCCCUGUACUUCUGCUGCGCCAUGGAGCAGGAGGAUAAUGAGCUGCUGACACUGGAGCUCAUCCACCGCUACGUGGAGCUGCUCGACAAAUACUUUGGCAGUGUGUGCGAGCUGGACAUCAUCUUCAACUUCGAGAAGGCGUACUUCAUCCUGGACGAGCUGGUGCUGGGCGGCGAGCUGCAGGAGACGUCCAAGAAGAACGUGUUGAAGGCCAUCGCCGCGCAGGACUUGCUCCAGGAGGAGGAGACGCCGCAGGGCUUCUUCGAGGACCACGGCCUCGGCUAAGCCCCGCCCUCCGUUCGCCGCCCGCAUCUGUGUACGCCUAAUAACGCUGCAGAUCUACGCGCCACCAGCUAUCGUGUAAGCCACGGACACACUAUUGUCAUAAAAUCUAACAUUAAGCAUCGUGUAUUUAACAUCUAAGCGUAAACACAAAGUAGACCUGUACUAGUGUUAUUUUUAGUACACACAAGAAAAUAUUAUAGCCCCAAUUAACAAACAUCUGCGAUAUUUAAAAAUAUAUUUUGUAACAAUGUAGAGGCGUAAUUAAUUAACUUGGGUUCAGUAACCUAUUUCAUUUUAGAUCUUUUGUAGCUUAGUUUUAGGCACAAUUUAGUUUGUGUAUGAAACGUGUAAUACACUGCAUUUUUAGUUAAGAUUCAAAGGCAGCUACGUACUUAAUUUAUUAGUUCCAUGUCAAAUGCACAAAUUAUUCCCUAAUUUUUUGUAUCUACAUAUUAUUCUGUUUAAUUUUAUAACAAAACUACCACAAAUCUAUCAGACAGACUCUUCUCUGUUACUUCCGAAAUGUUUUUAUUUGAAGUAUUGUAAAUAUUUAUUAUGGUCUGUGCCAAAUUGAUGUAUGUUCCAUGCUCUUGCUGACUUCCAUGUUGACUAGUUAUUAAUUCAAUGGAAAUGUAUUCUUUCUCGGUUCAAGUUUUACUACAUAAGAGUAUUUUGUGCAUUUAUUAUAAUAUCAAAAAACUACCUAUUAGAAUUAAGAUGUUCAGUCUAAAUACGUUUCCUAUCAACGGCCAGUGCAACUUAAAUAUUUUAUAAUGAUCCUUCGCACUCGAGAAUCCUUCCAUAUCAAACUUCAUAUCUAGCCGGUAUCACGGAUUUGAUAAAGCUUCCGUAGACUUUCUACACGCCACUGGAACAAGGGCCUAAUUUCAGGACAAAUGUACUAGAUUUAUCACUCGGAAUUGAAUUUAACUGAAAAUAAAGUAUUGCGUAACAAAAA
Molecule: messenger RNA, 1707 nt
Organism: Ostrinia furnacalis (Asian corn borer)
Lineage: Eukaryota; Metazoa; Arthropoda; Insecta; Lepidoptera; Crambidae
Gene: AP-1sigma
Product: AP-1 complex subunit sigma-2
Exons: 5
Coding region: 276-749 (157 amino acids)
Biological process (GO): vesicle-mediated transport; intracellular protein transport
Cellular component (GO): AP-1 adaptor complex; membrane coat
Molecular function (GO): clathrin-cargo adaptor activity
Source: RefSeq, a predicted model, not a curated record